AUGGACAAGCCGUCCACGCUGCUUGUCCACUUCGACAAGGGGUCCGCCGCCAUGGCGAACGAGAUCAAGGCGGAUCUGGAGGGCAGCGACGUCGCCGCUAAGGUCGAGGCCAUGAAGCGCGCCGUCAUGCUCCUCCUCAAUGGCGAGACACUGCCGACGCUCUUCAUCACCAUCGUCCGCUACGUCCUCCCUUCCGAGGAUCACACCAUUCAGAAGCUGCUGCUCCUCUACCUCGAGAUCAUUGACAAGCGCGACGCCGCCGGCCGCGUUCUCCCGGAGAUGAUCCUCAUCUGCCAGAACCUCCGCAACAACCUGCAGCACCCCAACGAGUACAUCCGUGGCGUCACGCUGCGGUUCCUCUGCCGCCUCUCCGAGCCGGAGGUGCUUGAGCCGCUCGUUCCUUCCAUUCUCGAGAAUCUCGAGCACCGCCACCACUUCAUCCGCCGCCACGCGCUCUCCGCCAUCUCGGCUAUCUACCGCCUCCCGCAAGGCGAUCAGCUCAUUCCGGACGCACCCGAGCUCGUCGAGCGCGCACUCGCGUCGGAGCAGGACGCCUCCGCCCGGCGAAACGCGUUCGUCAUGCUCUGCCUCUGUGGGACGGAACGUGCUGUGGCUUACCUGCUCUCCAACGCCGAGCGUGUCAUGGAGUGGCCCGAUCUCCUCCAGAUGGCCGCAGUAGAUCUCAUCCACAAGGUCUGCCGCCCUCCAAACCACCGUGCCGACAAGGGCAGGUAUAUCAAGAUCAUUUUAUCCCUCCGUUCCUCUCCAAGCACCGCGGUUCUGUAUGAGUGCGCGGGUGCUAUCGUGUCUCUCUCCUCGGCUCCCACUGCAGUGCGAGCUGCCGCCGAAACAUACUGCCAGCUCCUCUCAUCGCAGAGUGACAACAAUGUCAGGCUCAUUCUCCUGGACCGUCUGAAUGAGCUGCACACGUCACACCGGGAUGUGAUGGUGGAUGUAGUAAUGGAUGUGCUGCGUGCACUUGCCAGCCCGAAUUUGGAUGUCAAGAGGAAGGUGCUGGAUUUGGUGCUCGAUCUGCUCACUCCUCGUAAUGUGGAGGAGGUGGCGCUUUAUCUCAAGAAGGAGGUGGUCAAGACACAAUCAGGGGAGCUUGACAAGGGUGGUGAGUACCGUCAGAUGCUGGUGCAAGCGAUUCAUGCAUGUGCUGUGGAAUACCCAGAGGUGGCUGGAUCGGUGGUGCACCUUCUCAUGGACUUCCUUGGUGACACUAAUGUCGCUGCGGCAGUUGAUGUUGUGUUAUUUGUGCGUGAGAUCACUGAGACUAAUCCCAAGCUGUGUGUGUCCAUGAUACAGAGGCUGAGUGAUACCUUCUACCAGAUCCGGGCAUCCCGUGUCUGCUCAAUCGCUCUCUGGAUCCUUGGUGAGUACUCCCUAUCUUUAUCAGAGGUCGAAAGCGCCAUUGCCACUAUCAAGCAGUGCCUUGGGGAUCUACCAUUCUUCACUAUCUCAGAGGAAGGGGAGACAACUGAUUCCUCCAAGCCAGCCCAGCCGGUGGUGAACUCUGUCACUGUGUCUUCCAGGCGGCCUGUUGUUCUUGCAGAUGGCACUUAUGCCACACAGAGUGCUGCUACCGAGGCCAUUUCGACUCCAGUUACUCCUGGAUCAUUAGCAUCGACCCUAAAUCUCAGAUCACUCAUUCUGUCAGGUGAUUUUUUCUUAGCUGCAGUUGUGGCAUGUACCCUUACCAAACUGGUACUAAGGCUGGAGGAGGUGCAGCAAUCGAAGGUUGAAGCAAACAAGGCCUGUACUGGGGCCUUGCUGGUCAUGACGUCUAUUCUGCAGCUGGGACUAUCCUCCUACCUUCCCCAACCGAUUGAUAAUGAUUCAUAUGAUAGGAUUGUGCUUUGUGUGAGGUUGCUUUGCAACACUGGUGAUGAUCUGAGGAGGAUUUGGUUGCAAUCAUGUAGACAGAGUUUUGCCAAGAUGCUUGCUGAGAAGCAAUUCAGGGAGACAGAGGAGAUGAGGGCCAAGGCACAGAUCUCUCAUGCCCAGCCAGAUGAUCUUAUUGACUUCUACCACCUCAAGAGCAGAAAGGGCAUGAGCCAGCUUGAGUUGGAGGACGAGGUCCAAGAUGAUUUGAAGGCUGCAACUGGUGGAUUCACUAAGGAAACAGAUGAUGCAAAUAGACUUAAUCGCAUUCUUCAGUUGACUGGGUUCAGUGAUCCUGUAUAUGCUGAAGCAUUUGUGACAGUUCAUCAUUAUGAUAUUGUACUUGAUGUUACUGUCGUUAACCGCACAAAGGAGACACUUCAGAACCUUUGUUUGGAAUUAGCUACCAUGGGAGACCUCAAACUUGUUGACCGUCCUCAGAACUAUACUUUGGCUCCUGAGUCAAGCAAGCAAGUACGUGCCAAUAUCAAGGUUUCUUCAACAGAAACUGGAGUCAUAUUUGGGAACAUUGUUUAUGAGACAUCCAAUGUGAUGGAACGAUCAGUGGUUGUCCUAAAUGAUAUUCACAUUGACAUCAUGGAUUACAUCUCACCUGCUACGUGCGCAGAUGUUACUUUCCGAAACAUGUGGGCAGAAUUUGAGUGGGAAAACAAGGUUGCAGUGAAUACUGUAAUUCAAGAUGAGAAGAAAUUUUUGAAUCAUGUUAUCAAGUCAACAAACAUGAAGUGUCUAACACCACCGUCUGCGCUUGACGGGGAAUGCGGUUACAUUGCUGCUAAUCUUUAUGCCAAGAGUGUGUUCGGAGAAGAUGCUUUGGUGAACAUCAGCAUUGAGAAGCAAGUCGAUGGCAAGCUUAGUGGUCACAUCAGAAUAAGGAGCAAGACACAAGGAAUCGCGCUUAGCUUGGGAGAUAAGAUUACCCUCAAGCAGAAGGGAGGCAGUUAA
Messenger RNA from Triticum turgidum subsp. durum (durum wheat), 2853 nucleotides. The record is from the annotation of a GenBank genome assembly. Lineage: Eukaryota; Viridiplantae; Streptophyta; Magnoliopsida; Poales; Poaceae.